Molecule: messenger RNA, 5391 nt
Organism: Schistosoma haematobium
Lineage: Eukaryota; Metazoa; Platyhelminthes; Trematoda; Strigeidida; Schistosomatidae
Product: F-box/LRR-repeat protein 16
Exons: 5
Coding region: 849-3386 (845 amino acids)
Biological process (GO): SCF-dependent proteasomal ubiquitin-dependent protein catabolic process
Cellular component (GO): SCF ubiquitin ligase complex
Molecular function (GO): protein binding
Source: RefSeq, a predicted model, not a curated record
AUCUCCUGCUGUUAGGAUACUUUUAUAGGUCAGUUUCUUUCUCAAUAUUGCUGUCGGUUGAUGAAUGACUAUUAGAAUUUUGUAAAAGUCUAAUAAUAUGAACUUGAUUUGAGUGUUUCGGAAAUAAAAUUGUUCAGGAUUUAACUUUUUACAGUUGUGACAUAGUAGAAAGCAUUAUCUAAAAAUUCAAAAUACCAAAAGAGAGAAUGUUCAAGUGGAAAUUAGAUUGUGCUAAAAUUGUAUAACACUUUCAGUAAUCAGUUACAAUAUUAUCUUCAACCCAAGCUUACAAAAUUAUAUGUUUAAACUGUAAGUAUUUAUUUUAAUUCAAAGAACGAUUUGAGGACUUUAUGACUGCUUCGUCUAAUUUUAUUUAUAUUCAUUCAUCUUUGUUGCAAUCACCAUAAUUAAGAGGUUAUCGAUGCUAUACAAGACCAAUAUUAUCCCCUCACCUUUUUUAAUACUAGUCAUUUGAGUAUUUUAAUACAAUCCACUGAGUAAUGACAGUUCAAACAAUAUUCAAACUUCACUGAAUUUAUAUUGAAUAUCCAUCGUUCGACACUGAAGAAAAGAAGUAAAAUGAAGAAAGAAAUUGAAAAAUAGGCGUACAAAAAAUUUCUUUUCGAUCAUCCUGUUUUCUACAUGAACGAUCAUUUAAUAUAAGAAACCUUAAUAUCAUUUUUGCUCAUCAAUGUAAAAUGAUAAAUGAUUCAUUAACUGAUGAAUGCUUGCAGUCUUAAACUAUGUCAUAACAAAGAACCUAUUAAAAUUUACGUCAUCAUGUUGUCUCAAUGAAAAAAAACAUAGAUAAGAUAUAAAUCCGUUACCUCAGGAAUGUUUGUAACAAUAUGACAUCAUUUGCCAAAGCAUGUAUAGACUUUUCUAACAAUUUGAAAAAUUUACGUUUUACUAAAUCAAAUGCUACAACCACUUCUUCCACGGUCACAGUGAACAAUUCAACAGCUACAAUGACUAAGUCAUCAGUUGUUUUAAAUUUUGAAUCGGAUACAAUAAAAAACCCCGUGACAAAUGAAUAUAUUAUUUCAGCCACUAACAGAAUUGUAGCCAAUAAUUCUAAAACUAACAAUCAUCAUUCCGUUAUUAAUUCAACUGAAGAAAAAAAUCGGUUUGAGAAGAAUCAUAAGAACAGUGAACACUUUACAGAUGAUAAAUGUACCCUUUGUAAUAAACUGUUCUUUAUCCCUAAUAACAUCACUGCUAGCGAUGCAAGUAACACCAAUAGCAAUACUACUAGUAUUAGUAGCACAAAUCUUGGCGGUAGAAUUUCAGAUGGAAAAGGAGACUCAUCAUUAUCGGGGAAGUCAGUGGUUGUAAAACAUUCUGAAAUAAAUUCCCUUGAAAACCCUACAAUUUCUUCUGGUACAAUAGCAAUGACACAAAAUAGAAAAAACAUUAUACCUAAUGGAUUUGUAAAUAGUGAUUCGUUAAAAACUGUGAUUUCAAAUUAUUCUGAUUAUCGAUUAUCGAAUUCGAAGAUCUCAAACUCGUUACCCAGUAGUCCAGUGCCAAGACAUAGUUUUACAAUAAAAAAUAAGCCUUCAUCAGAUAGCAAUGCUGCUAAUGACAGACGUGCUCAUAGUAAUAUAAAUAGUUUAACAGAUUCCCCAUUCACAUUCAAAGCUACACUUUCGCCGACUAUGACAUAUCGUUUAGCUAUUCUUGCACGUAACUGUAAAAACAGUAUUGUUAGUAAUAAUAAUAGUAUCAAUGGUAGCGAUUCUACCGGCUAUACAUCCAAUCGUUAUUCAAAUAAUUCAAUUUCAUCGUCUUCUUCACCCUUAUCAUCUCAUCGUGGAACAACAGUAGCUGCCAUAAAACAAAGAUUAGUAAAUCAAGGACUACGAAUUAAUUUAAACAUUCCAGUUAAGAAACUAUCAUGUACACGUUAUCGAGAUUAUGUAAGACGUCAAAAAAGGGGUUGUCCACAUACAAUCGAAUCAUUAUGGUUGAAUAAGAAUUUCAUGAAUAAUAUAUUUGUUUAUUUAACUGGAAAUGAACUGAUUCAUUAUUCAAUCGUAUGCCGUACAUGGUAUGAAUUUAUGUGUUUAAAUGGUUUCCAGAAUAAAUUAUGCUUUGUUUUAAACAUCAAAAAAUUAAUUAGGGAAAUAGAAAACAGUCACGAGGAUUCAAAAUCGAAUCAAUAUGCAGACUAUAAAGAUCCAGUUAUUAUUUCAAACCAUAGUGAUCACAUUCCAUUGCCAAAUGAUUUAUUGUACAGUUAUUUAGAAGACUCUAUUCGAAUUCGCAUUGUAUCCGCUAUAAACAGACACCUGGAAACCAUUAAAAUUGUACAGUUAGUUGAGAGAUUUAGUUCAGUAUUGUAUAAUAUACUAGAAAUGCUAUUAAGCCCAAAUCACAACGUAAUUUUGACAUCAUUAUCACAAUCCUCCACUAUAGAAACGUAUUUCCCUCAGAUAAAUACAACAGUUGCAAACACCUUAACUAAAACUAAAACAUUCAACAACCGAAUCUUAUUGACAUCAAAUGAAAACUAUUCAACAUGGAUAAAUGAAAAAGACGAGAAUAAUAAUCCAGUGUUAAAGACAAAUGAUUUUAUUAAUUCAUUCCAAAACCAAGUGAAAAAACAACAACAACAAAAUGGUUUUAUACAAGACAAUAGUCUUAUAACAGUAAACUAUGCUAUACAAAAUAAAUUAUCAUUAAAUACUGAUUCACCUUCAGCAUCGAGUGAUACAUGGAAAUUUAAAAAAAUUAGUGAUUCUGAAAACUCUAUUUCUUCAAAUCGCUCAAGUUUGGAGAACAUUAAUAGUAAUUCAUCAUAUACACAUAAAUUCACUCAUAUAAUAUUUAAAUCAUGUAGUAUACUAGACCAAUCAUUGUCACGUUUAAUAAAUUUAUUUCCUUCUUUAAAACAAUUGGAAUUUGAGUGUUGUAACGAUUUUACUGAAUUAGCAUUUUGGUCUUGUCUUUUACCGAGCAUUGAAUGUUUAACAGUGUUUGAUUGCAUCAAUGUUUCAGAUGAAAGUAUGAAUGCGAUUGGACAUCUAUUACCAGAAUUAAAAUGUUUUAAAUUUCAAGCUUAUCAUAUAACAGAUGCAGCAUUAAGUUAUUUCAGUACAAAACAACGAAUUAAUAUGCAUACAAUGGAAAUGACUCAGUGUAUGGAUGUAACAAAUCAAGGUAUUAUGACACUGGCCUAUACACUGAACAACCUACAAGUUUUGAGUUUAAGUGGAUGCAGCAAGCUAACUGAUGACGGUUUAGAUGUGAUAUGUGAAAAUCUAAAACGUUUAAUAUCAUUGAAUUUAUCAUGGUGCUCGAAGAUCACUGACAGCGGAUUAGAAUGCGUGGCAUGUGAUUUAGUUCUGUUGAAAAAAUUACUACUAGACAGUAUAUGUAGAUGACGUUUAUAAAGACAAUGAAAGCUUCACGAUUCAACCAACCAGUCCAGAGAACUCAACACCUCCAAAAUAACCAGGGUGAAUCGCGUCAAACUUAUACGAUAGAUGUAACUACAUGUUAAGACAAGUGAAGAAGUAAUGAUAGCAACUGGUACAAUAUACGAACUGAAAUUGAAAAUAAUACUUGCUGGCCAGAAUCAACUGAUAUGAAGCCUAAGUCCAGGAUUCUCCAUCUAUUGUUUUCAACUAUAUCAUAUCAGAAACAUAAUAUACCGCCAUGUUGAAUGGCUUAGUCUAGUGGUCGCAUUUUCACUUAAUCAAUAUAUUUCGAUUAGCAAUAGAGAUUAAAAAUCAGAACAUCGGUUACUAUUACAUGAUCGAUCAGUGUAUUCAAUUGAACAAACCAGUAUUACUUACCAAUUUGCAAAAUUAUACUAAGGUCGUCCAUCAUAGAUUAUUGUAAUUUUAUUACUACAAGAAAUUUACACAUUUUUGUUAACUAGAUAGACGUAAAUGUACAUAAAGCAUAUCUGUAACUUUUGCCUGUUCAAAACCAGUGUAGGUAUGGUAACUUGAAACAUUACAAUCCACUAACUUGGGCGACGUAAAAAAUAAAACAGCCAAGUCAUAGCUUCACACAAGUAGAUAUACUUUGAUCAUUAGAACUAAUACUGCAGUAUGAAUUUGUUACACAAGAUUCAAAUGUUGUAUAGUUCUUGACCAGAUACACGAAGAAUAUAUUUCUUUAUGUUAUUAGAUAAUAACCAUCUUAUUAAAUACUACAUCAAAGUAUAAUAAGAAAUUCUUAACACAAGAUAUAAAAUUUCGAUAUAAGUUCUUCUUAGUCAACAUUUUAAUUGUAAAAACUCAAUGACAAAAGUAUUAAAACAUUGUUUCAACCAGCCAAUUCUCUGAUUUACAAUUUUCUCUUUGAGUUGGUUAAAGUGAUAUGUAGAUUUUGCAUUUGGUUUUACUUAUGUGAAUCCUAAAUUACACGCUUCUCGUUUCACCAAUGAAUAACUAUGAGUAAGGAGGAUAGAUUGCAUUUGCUUACAUAACACUGAUCAGUUGCUUACACGAGUCCAAACGUCCAUUCACAAUCAAUUAACUAAUAAACACAAAAGGUUUAUCACCGACUUCACUGACAGACUUCUAGAUCCUAAGUCACACACUUUGGCUUUUUCUCGAGUGUUCAAGAGAUAGUAGGGAAUAAUGCAAGAAAUUUAAAAAAAUAACCAUUCAUUAACAAUUAACGGUUAUGAAUAAAUUAUUGUUAUUCAUAACCUUGCAUAGUAUAGAUAAACAUUAAAAAUAUAUUUCCCCAAAGUUCAGAUGGACUCAAAUUGAUAUAAAAGCAAUGUUUUUUGUCCAUGAGUAAUUACAGCCCAUCAAUGAUAAAUCAAUUGUAUUCAUAAACAUACGUCUCAAUUGCUUAUUACUUUUAUGACUAGAAUAAUCAAACAACCAAUCAUAAUGAUAAUAAAGUGUAUUUCACUGAAUUUCUAUUGCAAUAACUUCCAACUCAAUAAUUUAAAUCAUUGUUAUAUGAUCUUAUUCUAGUGACUUUUUAUUGCAUGUUCGUAGCAUACAUAUACGUUAGAAAUUACAGCACUAGGUAAUUAUGUCAGGUAGCAGUCAUACACAACUAUCAUAACGUAUUUCAUCAUCACAAGUAAAAGUGAAAGAACUCCAAGGAUAAGCAUAAAACCCAUCCAUCAACCUCGAUGCAAUUACAUCCUGAUUUGAAUGAAUAAUCGAGCGACAUAAGUCAUUAGUGGAGGCAUAAAGCAUUCUCUACAGAUUUUAGACUAUCAAAGAACUAGCACCAUUAAAAAUUCACAGAUCUAUAUCCACGAAAAGUGUACAGAAUUGACUGAUCUGGGAAUAAGCCAUUUAGCGACAAUGUCUAGUCUUCAACAUCUCAGCGUAAGAUGGUGUGUCAAUUUAUCAGACGGUAGUAUACCUCAUUUACUUAGUACGACAGGAUUAAAUUAUCUAUGCUUAAGUG